Molecule: messenger RNA, 5192 nt
Organism: Scleropages formosus (Asian bonytongue)
Lineage: Eukaryota; Metazoa; Chordata; Actinopteri; Osteoglossiformes; Osteoglossidae
Gene: depdc5
Product: DEP domain containing 5, GATOR1 subcomplex subunit
Exons: 43
Coding region: 156-5072 (1638 amino acids)
Biological process (GO): positive regulation of autophagy; negative regulation of TORC1 signaling; cellular response to amino acid starvation
Cellular component (GO): lysosomal membrane; GATOR1 complex
Molecular function (GO): GTPase activator activity
Source: RefSeq, a predicted model, not a curated record
AGCAGUAAAAACUAUGGAGUCAGUGACUAUAAUUAGGGAUUAUAUCUGCUAUUGAGUGACGUUUUCGUCUCAGAAAACGCACGGUAGUAAAACUUUUGCAAUAAAUGGACGAUUUGUGUGUUUGUUAGGAGAGUGGAGCAUCGCAGCCUCGCGUGAUGGUGUCUGCAGCCGCAGCAACACGGCCAGUCGUCAGCAUGAAGACUAACAGAACGUACAAACUAGUGCUCCACAAGAAAGGCUUUGGGGGGAGUGAUGACGAGCUGAUGGUGAACCCCAAAGUUUUCCCUCAAGUAUCCAUUGGUGACAUUGUUGAAAUUGCGCACCCAAAUGAUGAAUACAGUCCCCUCCUUCUGCAGGUAAGGAGCCUGAAAGAAGACCUUCAGAAAGAGACGAUAAGUGUGGAUCAGACUGUUGCUCAAGCGUUCAAGCUGCGAGCCUAUCAGGAUGUUUAUGUUAACAUCGUAGAUCCUAAGGAUGUUACUCUGGACCUUGUGGAGCUCACCUUCAAAGAUCAGUACAUUGGAAGAGGAGACAUGUGGAGACUGAAGAAGAGUCUGGUGGGCACAUGUGCCUAUGUAACUCAGAAAGUAGAGUUUGCUGGAAUCAGAGCACAAGCUACUGAAUUGUGGGUAAAAGGAGAGAAGGUAACCUGUGGGUAUAUCAGUGAAGACACCAGGGUGGUAUUUCGCUCUGCCUCAGCAAUGGUGUACAUCUUUAUUCAAAUGAGCUGUGAAAUGUGGGACUUUGAUAUCUAUGGUGACUUGUACUUCGAGAAGGCAGUCAACGGUUUCCUGUCAGACCUCUUUGCCAAAUGGAAGGAGAAGAACUGUAGCCAUGAGGUGACGGUGGUGCUUUUCUCCCGCACGUUCUACAAUGCCAAAACCAUUGAUGACUUUCCAGAAAUCCUUAGAGGUUCUAUCAGGCAAGAUCACGAGGGCCGUUUCUAUGAGGAUUUUUACAGGGUGGUGGCACAGAAUGAGAGACGAGAGGAGUGGACAUCCCUGCUGAUCACCAUCAAGAAGCUCUUCAUCCAGUAUCCUGUGCUUGUCCGUUUAAAAGGAACAGAUGGAUUUCCUAGUGGAUACAACUCCACUGCAGUUCAGGGAAACUAUCUAGAGGCCAUCAACCUGUCAUUUAACGUAUUUGACAAGCACUACAUCAACCGCAAUUUUGACCGUACGGGCCAGAUGACAGUGGUCAUCACCCCAGGAGUGGGUGUGUUUGAGGUGGACCGUCUGCUCAUGAUCCUCACCAAGCAACGCAUGAUCGACAAUGGCAUUGGUGUUGACCUGGUGUGUAUGGGGGAGCAGCCUCUCCAUGCUGUCCCUCUUUUCAAGCUUCACAACCGCACUGUGCCGGGAGACUCCAGACUAGGGGAUGACUACAACUUACCCCACUGGAUCAACCACAGCUUUUAUACAUCCAAAAGCCAGAGCUCCUGCAACUGCUUCACACCACGUAUCAAACUGGCAGGCCGCAAGGUGCAGAAUGAAAAAAUGCGGAGCAGCAAAGACCACAGUCUGGGAACACCAAAGGACUCUGAGAACAGUUUACCUAUCCAGGUGGACUACGAUGCAUAUGAUGCCCAAGUGUUCAGGCUGCCUGGGCCAAGCCGAACCCAAAGGAGCACCAACUUACGAGCGGUGCGGGAGAGGGAAGCUAGUGUGCGGAAGAGUUGGGGCUCGAUGGAUGUAAGUGGGGGAGGCGGGGGGUCCCCACCUGCACGGGCUCCUGCUGGCCCAGAGGAGCAGCGGAGCCUGGCCUCUGAUGAUAGUCUGGGACGUGUCUCCAACAUACUGCUGAUCCCCCGCCUGCCCCUGGCCCAGUAUGAGGUCAGCAGCUCGCUGGGUUACACCAGCACCAGAGAGCUGCUGGAGAAGAUGAUGGAUUCCCAGCGGGACUUGAGUGCGCCUGGACGCUUCACUGUGGGCAGCGCCGAGUCCACAUUGCACGUGCGUCCUGGUGGCUACACUCCACAGAGGGCACUAAUCAACCCAUUUGCCCCCUCCCGCAUGCCCAUGAAGCUCACGUCCAACCGCCGUCGAUGGAUGCACACCUUUCCAAUUGGCCCAUCUGGAGAGCCCAUCCAGAUCCAUCACCAGACACGGCAGAACAUGGCUGAGCUACAGGGGAGUGAGCAAAGGGACCCUGCCCAUACCUCUGCAGAGCUGUUGGAGCUUGCCUAUCAUGAGGCUACUGGCAGGAGGACGGCAACUCGCCUGGUGGGAGAGAGCGGAUUCUAUACAGGUGUGGGCACAGAUGACCUCACAGGAAGUCCCGCCAGCAGCAACAGCACAGAAACUCCUAUCAACCGCGGCUCAUCAUUUGAAGACUCCUCUUCUAACUGUCCUGAACCAAGUGGGGGGGUUCACCAUGAAGCCCUGCUGCUAUCUGCACCCCCAACAGUGCCCAGCUUCUGCUGCACGGUGGGGGUGGACUGGAAGUCGCUGACCACACCAGCUUGCCUGCCCCUCACCACCGACUACUUCCCUGACCGGCAGGCGUUGCAAAAUGACUACACAGAGGGCUGCUAUGACCUGCUGCCCCACACUGACAUGGACAGGCGGGAUGAUGAUGCUCCAGUCAUGACCGCCCCCCAGGUUUUUGAAGAGUUCAUAAGUCAACGUUUGAUGCAAGGCUACCAGAUCAUUGUCCAAGCCAGUGUCAGGAAGCCUGCCCCCACAAUGGUCCCGCCUCUCAGCAGCAGCCCUCUCUACUCCAGAGGUCUGGUUUCCCGUCGGAGGCCAGAGGAUGAAGAGAGUGUGUAUUGGCUCAGCAUGGGCCGGACGUUCCACAAGGUCUGCCUGAAGGACAAGAUCAUCACUGUCACCCGCUACCUGCCCAAGUACCCCUACGAGUCGGCCCAGAUCCAGUACAGCUACAGCCUGUGCCCCCCAAACCUGGAUGCCCAGUUCAUGUCAUGCUGGGUAGAGUUCAGCCACGAGCGCCUUGAGGAGUACAAGUGGAACUAUCUCGACCAGUACAUCUGCUCAGCUGGCUCUGAGGACUUCAGCCUGAUUGACUCGCUCAAGUUCUGGCGCACGCGAUUCCUUCUGCUGCCAGCGGGGGGCACUCGGCGAGCAGCAGAAGCGGAAGGCCGCUGGGAUAUGUAUGGGGAGGGGCCCGGGGUGAGCCGCGAGGGCAUUAUUGGGGCAGGGGACUGGGCUCUGCUGGACGGCUUCAUACGCUUCCUGGAAGGCCUUAACCGCAUCCGCAGACGGCACCGUUCAGACCGCAUCAUCCGGAAAGGAGCUGCAAUUAAGGGGCUUCAGGUAACGGGACCCCUUUCCGCUUAUCCCCUUGAGCCCACAGCGCCCCCAAUGGGCAAGAAGGGUACCUCGGCCCUGUCCGCCCUGCUAGAGAUGGAUGCCAAUCAGAAGAGCUUGGAAGAGCAGCAGGCCACACUUCACGCUGGCAAGGCCUCAGUCCCCUUUAGUGAUUCUGCAUCUGUAUCCAUGGCAACAACCUAUGUAGACAGCCCACGGAAGGACUCGGCCUUCUUUUUGGACUUUGUUCGUAGUCCCCGCUCCUCCUACAUCUGUCACUCUCAGAUGGCAGUUGACCAGGCAGUGGCCAGUGCUUUGGACAGUGGGACAACUGACAAGGGGGUCUUCCAGGCAGGGGACCGUAUUGCUGCUGGGGGUCCCGCCCAUCUUGCUGGCAGCAUUGCAGCACAGGCUCUUGGGGAGGUGGGACCAAGUUCAGGUGCCACCACAGAGACCAGUGGGCAGUCUGGCACGGGAGUUUUAAGUCUAUCAUCCUCCUCAACGUUGAUGGAUAUCCUGGAGGCCAUCAAGCACCCCACGACUGGUGUGCAACUCCUACCUGAGCAGAAGGGUCUGCCACCUCACUGUUUCAUCAGCGCCGAGGUUGUCCAUUGGCUGGUCAAUAAUGUGGAGGGUGUGGCCACACAAGGCAUGGCUGUAGACAUAAUGCAGAAGAUGCUGGAUGAGGGUCAAAUAGCUCACGCAUCAGGCGAGGCCAUGCGCAUCUUUGUCUAUGGCUUCUACUUCUACAGGAUCACAGCUGACAGAGACACAGACCGUGGCCCAUCCAGUCAGCUGCCCACUGCAGCGGGUGGAGGCUGGUCAACGGCUGCCCUAGAGGACUUCACUCUGUUUCAACGGAAGUGGUUUGAGGUGGCUGUGGUGCUGGAAGAGCGGAGACCCUGCGAUCUGCCUGCCUUCCUGCUGCCCUGGCUGCCUAGCCGGCCCGCCUCCUACGCAAGUAGGCACAGCUCCUUCAGCCGCAGCUUCGGGGGACGCAGCCAGGCUGCCGCACUGCUAGCUGCCACCGUACCAGAACAGAAGACAGUCACGCUGGACGUGGACGUGAACAACCGCAGUGAUCGCACGGAGUGGUGCAGCUGCUAUUACCAUGGCAACUUCUCCCUCAAUGCAGCCUUCGAGAUCAAGCUGCACUGGAUGGCAGCCACAGCCGCGGUCCUCUUCGAGAUGGUACAGGGCUGGCAUAGGAAGGCAGCAUCUUGUGGCUUCCUGCUGGUACCUGCCCUAGAGGUGCCCUUUGCCCUGCCUUCGUACCUGUAUGGUGACCCUUUGCGUGCCCAGCUCUUCAUCCCUCUGCAUAUCAACUGCUUGCUGAGGGAAGGCAGUGACAACCUGUUUGAAGGAUUUGAACCAGAAACCUACUGGGACAGAAUGCAGCUUUUCCAGGAGGCAAUUCUUUACAGGUUUGGUUUUGUCCAGGAUAAGUUCUCAGCCUCUGCUUUUAACUUCCCAUCAGAGAAUAAGCCACAGUACAUCCACGUCACAGGCACAGUCUUCCUCCAGCUGCCCUACUCCAAAAGGAAGUACUCCAGUGGGCAGCAGCGGAGACGCAGGAACUCCACGACCUCGGCCACACAAAGCUUGUUUGGUGCCGAAGAGCGGGUGGGCUACAACUGGGCCUACAACACAAUGCUGACCAAAGCGUGGCGCACAGGGGUGCUGGGAGACGAGCGGCUGGCUGACCGCCUGCUGCGUGACUUCACUGACUUCUGUGCCAACAAGGACAACCGGCUGGUGGCGUUCUGGGAGAGUUGCGUGGAGAAGAUGAAUGCCAGUGCUCCUUAACGGAGAAAGCCGACUGACCGAAGGACACUUCCUGUACAGAGGUCAAAGAGCGGAGAACAGGCUUUUUAUGCCUCACACUGGACCCCUGUAUUUUGUACAGUAUAAAUAAAUACUUAUCCA